AUGGCACUAUACAAUCGACUGUACUUUCUUAGCAUCUACCAUGCCAAGCCCUCCGUCCCGCUCAGCGAGCAGAGCUGGGAGGACAUGACCCACCGCGGCAGCAUAUCAUAUCUGGAUCUCGAAACUCCAACGAAGGCUCCGAGAACAAUAUUGGAAGGCCUUUACAUGCCAGACGGUAUCGCUAUUAGCAAGUCGCAAGGGCUUAUCUUCUGGACCAACAUGGGCACUCCGGGCAAGAACGACGGCUCGAUUCAUUGCGCCCGUCUGGAUGGAUCGGAAGCGAGAUCCUUGCUGCCUCCGGGCGCCAUCAACACACCGAAGCAAAUUGUCCUGGACGAAGAAGCGGAGACUCUGUACUUCUGCGAUCGCGAGGGCAUGCGUGUACAUCGUUGUAAAGUCGAUGGAUCGGCACACGAGAUUUUGAUUCAAACCGGAGAUUGGCGAGUCGAGGAAGAACGAAGGGAUGCGACAAGAUGGUGUGUUGGCAUCGCCGUCUCGAAAACGCUCGGAAAGAUCUUUUGGACGCAGAAAGGGGGGCCGAAGAGUGGAGCGGGACGGAUAUUCUCCGCCAACAUCGAACUGUCGGCAGGCGCAGCAGCAGCGUCGAGGCCGGAUGUUGAAGUUGUCGCAGAGAGGUUGCCGGAGCCUAUCGACCUGGAGAUGGACGAGGGCUCCGGGGUGCUAUACUGGACGGAUCGAGGAGAGUUCCCGUUUGGCAAUACGCUGAAUCGAAAGCACCUUGUCGACCACGCCGUCGACUCUGGGCCUGCUGCGGAAGAGAUUCUUGGCCGCGAAAUCAUAGCAGAAGGCUUCGGCGAGGCGAUCGGGCUUGCAUUGGACAGACAAGGCGGCUGGGUUUGGGUUGCGGAUCUCUGCGGGCGGAUAUGGAAAUGCGAUGCCAAUCAGCCCGGCGCCAAGGAGAAGGUGUAUGAGGACGAGACGUCUUUACUGACCGGCUUGGCACUGCUUUAG
Lecanosticta acicola is the source of this 972-nucleotide messenger RNA. The record is from the annotation of a GenBank genome assembly. Lineage: Eukaryota; Fungi; Ascomycota; Dothideomycetes; Mycosphaerellales; Mycosphaerellaceae.